This is a messenger RNA of Lotus japonicus, 3228 nucleotides long. RefSeq lists its product as uncharacterized. NCBI's taxonomy places the organism in Eukaryota, Viridiplantae, Streptophyta, Magnoliopsida, Fabales, Fabaceae. Gene Ontology annotation, molecular function: nucleic acid binding; zinc ion binding. The record is from RefSeq and is a predicted model, not a curated record. The transcript has 7 exons. Gene Ontology annotation, biological process: DNA integration. The annotation marks the transcript as partial.
AUGCGUGAUGCUAGAGUUGAUGAGGAGCAGAAGGAGGAGGGUUCUGGUGAGGAGGAGGAGGAAGAGGAAGAGGAGGAGGACAAGGAGUAUGAUGAGCGCGGGCAGCAGGUCUUGGAGUGGGAACUCAAAAUAGAGCAUGUCUUUGCUUGCAACAACUAUGAGGAGGACCAAAAGGUGAAACUUGCAGCUGCUCACUUUUCAGACUAUGCUCUUGUUUGGUGGAAUAAGUUUGCAAAAGAGAGAUUGAGAAAUGAGGAGCCAGCGGUGGAAACAUGGGCUGAAAUGAAACGAAUCAUGAGGAAAAGAUAUGUCCCUUCAAGCCAUGCUAGGGAUGUAAAAUUUAAACUUCAAAAACUUACCCAAGGCAGCAAGAGUGUUGAGGAGUAUUACAAAGAACUUGAGGUGCUUAUGUUGCAAGCCAAUCUUGAGGAGGAUGAAGAGGUAACCAUGAUUCGAUUUAUUAAUGGUCUAUCUAAUGAUGUUAGAGAUAUUGUAGAACUUCAGGAAUAUGUAGACAUGGAAGAAUUGCUGCACAAGGCCACUAAAGUUGAGCAACAACUCAAAAGGAAAGGGCUUGCAAGGAAGAGUUCUACCAAUUCCAAUUCAUCUUGGAGAGACAGAAUGAAGAAUGAAGGGCCGAACACCCUUAGCAAACCAGCCACCAAACCACAAGCUUCAGCUUCUUCAAAACCUCUUGAACAACCAUCCAAAAAGAGCAAAGAGGUCAAGUGCUUCAAAUGCCAAGGUAUGGGACAUUAUGCUUAUGAAUGUGCCUCCAAAAAGACCAUGAUUCUUAAGGAUGAUGGAGACUACACCAGUGAGUCCGAAGGAGAACAAAGUGAAGAAGAAGAGGAGGCAGCCAUGAAUGGUGAACUGUUGAUGAUCCGAAGAAUGCUUGGUAGCCAACAAAAGCCAAAGAAAGAAAGCCAAAGAGAGAAUAUCUUUCACACAAGAUGUUCUGUCAAUGGGCAGAUUUGCUUGAUGAUUGUUGAUGGCGGAAGCUGUACUAAUGUGGCUAGUGAAAGAAUGGUGGAGAAGCUGAACCUGGUCACAAAACCACAUCCUUGGCCAUACAAACUUCAAUGGCUCAGCCACUAUGGAGAAAUACAAGUAAGUAAGCAAGUUGAAGUUGACUUUUCCAUUGGCAAAUACAGGGAUAAGGUUCUUUGUGAUGUUGUUCCCAUGGAGGCUAGUCACAUACUGCUGGGAAGACCAUGGCAAUAUGACACCAAGGAUUAUGAGGAUGUGUUUCCAACAAGUGUUCCAAGUGGUCUACCACCACUGAGAGGAAUUGAGCAUCAAAUUGAUCUCAUUCCGGGAGCUUCUUUGCCUAAUAGGCCAGCAUAUAGAAGCAACCCACAAGAAACCACUGAAAUUCAAAGACAAGUGGAAGAACUCUUGAACAAAGGGUGGGUAAGAAAUAGCAUGAGUCCUUGUGCUGUACCGGUGAUUUUGGUACCAAAGAAAGAUGGGACUUGGAGAUUUGUUGUGAGUUCGAAAGGAGUGCAGGUUGAUGAGGAAAAGAUCAAAGCCAUUCAAGAGUGGCCCACUCCUAAAUCCGUGGGUGAUGUAAGAAGUUUUCAUGGCUUGGCCAGUUUCUACAGGAGGUUUGUAAAGGACUUUAGUACCUUGGCAGCACCCCUAAAUGAAGUGGUGAAAAAGAAUGUGGGUUUUCAUUGGGGAAAGAAUCAAGAAGAGGCCUUUGCUGCCCUAAAGCAUAAGCUUACCCAUGCACCUAUACUUGCUUUACCUAACUUUGCUAAAUCUUUUGAACUUGAAUGUGAUGCUUCAAAUGUAGGUAUUGGAGCUGUGUUGCUUCAAGAAGGCCACCCAAUUGCUUAUUUUAGUGAAAAGUUAAGCGGAGCUGCCCUUAACUAUUCUACUUAUGAUAAGGAAUUGUAUGCUUUGGUGAGAGCUUUGAAGACCUGGCAGCAUUAUCUUUUGCCCAAGGAAUUCGUGAUUCAUAGUGAUCAUGAGUCGCUGAAAUACUUGAAGGGGCAAGGUAAGUUGAACAAAAGGCAUGCCAAAUGGGUUGAAUUUUUGGAACAAUUUCCCUAUGUCAUAAAACACAAAAAGGGGAAAAGUAACAUUGUGGCUGAUGCUUUAUCCAGGAGACACGUGCACAAUGGAUUUUUAUUUAAGGAAAACAGGUUGUGUGUGCCUAAAAGUUCCAUUAGAGAACUGCUUGUUAAAGAAUCCCAUGCUGGGGGAUUAAUGGGUCAUUUUGGAGUCCAAAAGACUCUAGAAACUUUACAGGAACAUUUCUAUUGGCCCAACAUGAAACAUGAUGUGAUCAAGUUUUGUGAACAUUGCAUUGUUUGCAAGAAGGCUAAGUCUAAGGUGAUGCCACAUGGUUUGUAUACUUCUUUGCCAAUCCCUGAAUACCCUUGGGUUGACUUGUCUAUGGACUUUGUUUUAGGCCUCCCUAGAACAAAGAAUGGUAAGGAUUCCAUUUUUGUGGUUGUUGAUAGGUUUUCAAAAAUGGCUCACUUUAUUCCUUGCAGGAAAGCUGAUGAUGCUUGUCACGUUGCUGAUUUGUUCUUUAAAGAAGUUGUAAGACUUCAUGGGAUGCCUAGAAGCAUAGUUAGUGAUAGGGACACCAAGUUCCUAAGUCACUUCUGGAGGACUUUAUGGGGGAAGUUAGGCACCAAACUUUUGUUCUCUACCACUUGCCACCCACAAACUGAUGGGCAAACUGAGGUGGUUAAUAGGACCCUAGGCACCUUGCUUAGGACUGUCCUUAAGGCCAAUUUAAAGGCUUGGGAGGCGUGUUUGCCUCAUGUUGAAUUUGCUUACAAUAGGGCUGUCCAUAGCACUACCAAUUGCUCUCCAUUUGAAGUAGUGUAUGGAUUUAACCCUUUGACUCCUCUUGAUUUGUUGCCUAUGCCUAACAUUUCGGUGCACAUGAGGAAGGAAAGGUUUCCAGAACAAAGGAAAUCCAAACUCCAACCUAGAGGGGAUGGACCUUUUCAAGUGCUUGAGAGAAUCAAUAACAAUGCCUACAAAAUAGAGCUUCCAGAUGGCGGAGAAUUUGAUUUGAGGUCAAAUCCUUUUCAAGAGGGAGGGAAUGAUGAGGACAAGGACAAGGACAAGGGUCAUGGAGCCCUAAAAGGACUUGGAGGACCAAUGACAAGGGCUAGAGCUAAAAAGGCCAAAGAGACUCUUCAGCAAGUAGUGGCAACCAUUCUUGAAGACAAAGUGGUAGAAGAGAUGGAACCAAAAAUCAUG